UUUUGCCCCCCUCCUGCAGUUCAGUAGCCCCCUCCCCCAUCCACCAAAUGCAUACACUCACCUCUCUAAUGCUCUGUGUUAAGGGCAUCAGGAGCAUUCUUCCUCGCCAUGUGCCUCUGUCACUCAAGUACACACAGCCACACACAGUCGUGUUUCCACUGUGUCCUCUGUGUUCCCAGCACAAGCCUGGCACUCUGCUCUCUGUGAGCACACUUCUUUUCAAACCGUCUCUCGGGAGUCUGGGAAAAAGACCUGAACACUGCCUAAAUCUGCUGCGCCUUAGCAGCUUUUUGUCUUCCAUCAACUGUUUUGGUUUUUGGUGGAAGAAUAGAGUAACAAGAAUAAGACAGUCUUCAAAUUCCAAAGCUGCAUUUCUCCCAAGAUGGCACCUGUAAAAUUUUGGGUGGUAGGUCUCCUGCUUGUGCUGCUGUGCUCAUCCCAGGUCCCUUUCUCUGUUAUUGUAAGUGCGCAAGACUUGAACGAACUGGAGGAAAGCCUCCAUGAUAGAAAUGCUAAGGAGGCUGAAGAAAGUGAAACGGCUGAGGUUGGUGAGGGGAAUGAAGAAAAAGAUGAAGACUCAGAUGAUGAUGAUGAUGAGGUAGAGACUGAUGAAAAGGUGGAAGAAGAACAGGAGGAUGAGAAGGAGACAGCAGAGGAGGAAGAUGACAAUGCUGAUAAUGAGGAAGAAGAUAAUUCUCAGGAGAAUGGGGAUGUUGAGAAGGAAGAAGAAGGUGAGGCUUCAGAUGAGGGUGAUGCAGAAAAGGAAGAAUAUGAAGCAGAGGAGGAUGAAGAAGGUGAGGCUUCAGAUGAGGAUGAUGCAGAAAAGGAAGAAUAUGAAGAAGAAUAUGAAGCAGAGGAGGAUGAAGAAGGUGAGGCUUCAGAUGAGGAUGAUGCAGAAAAGGAAGAAUAUGAAGAAGAAUAUGAAGCAGAGGAGGAUGAAGAAGGUGAGGCUUCAGAUGAGGAUGAUGCAGAAGAGGUAGAAUCUGAAGAAGAAUAUGCAGCAGAGGAGGAUGAAGAGGAAGAGGUGGAGGCAGAUGCAGAUGAGGAGGAGGAAGUCCCAGCUAAUAAUGAGGAAGACGAUGAGAAGGAAGCAAGGCAAGAGGGUGACGAUGAAGAAACUCAAGGAGAGGAUGUAGAUGAGGAUGACUCUGAAGAUGAAGAUGAUGAGUCUGAAGGUAAAGACACAAAGGACAACCAAGGUGACUCAGAUGAAGAGAAGGGAGCUGCUGACACUCCACAGUUCCACUCUGGAUCGUUGUGUAGUGUUUGCUCCAUUUGUGAGCAUUGCUCUACUAACUGUGCCAAGUGCCCGUGUGAAGAAGGAGAUGUGUCUGAUCACUGCGAGCACUGCCAAGGUUGCUCAACCUGCUACAUUUGUCCCAUUCUUUGUGACACAGUUUGCACACCGGGUGGUUUUGUUGAUGAGCUGACUGGAUCCCUUUUUCAGACUGUUGCCUCUCUGCUCUGAGCUCCCUGGGAAUUAUGUCCGUUUGCUUUAAUGUGGAACUGCUCACCAGACUUCACCACAUCCCACACAAGCUUUUUAUGAAUUUUGCAAACAAAAGCAAAGACUUAUUUAUGAUUUAAAUGAUACUUAAUUCUUUGUUGUAAGAAGAACAGAAAAAAGUCAGUGUGCACAAUUUUUCCACACAUGAUUUCUUCUUUCACUCUUUCCCCCCACUUUUUUUUUUUGUCUUUUUAUUAUUUCUACCAAAGUCCCAAAAUUUGAUAAAGUCAUCUUUUUACUUAUGCCAAAAACAUUAUGUGAUUGUAAGGUUUUGGAGUUUUUCUAACUGUAGGUUUAGGAAUUUGGGAAAUUAUUCUUUUUUAUUGUGAGAAAGGGCACAAUUUAACAUUUAGCUUCACAAUUACAUAUCAAAUUGAAAAACAAAAAUAACUGUUCUGGUUUCAGAAAUCCAGCUGGAUCUAGAGACACAGUUUGUGCAUGGUGUUAAUGGAACACACACAGACACGCACACAUGCACACAGACAUAUAGGAGCUUGUCAUGAAUCAUGCAGACAAAAAAGAUAUAUAAUAUAUACAUUACCAGUCAAACAUUUGGACACACCUUCUCAUUUAAUGGUUUUUCUUUAUAUUCAUGACUAUUUAUAUUGUAGAUUGUCACUGAAGGCAUCAAAACUAUAAAGGAACACAUGGAAUCAUGAAGUAAACCAAGAAAUGUGAAAUAACUCAAAACAUGUUUUAUGUUUUAGGUUCUUCUAAACAGCCAUGAUUUGCUUUGAUCACUGCUUUGCAUAUUCCUGGCAUUCUCUCGAUGAGCUUCAUGAGGUCGUCACCUGAAAUGGUGUUCCAACAGUCUUGAAGGAGUUCCCAGAGAUGCUGAGCACUUGUUGGCCCUUUUGCCUUCACUCUAUGGGAGUGGGACCAAAGAGCUCAAAUUUGGACUCAUCAGACCAAAGCACAGAUUUCCAAUGGUCAAAUGUCCAUUCCUUGUGUUACUUGGCCCAAACAAAUCUCAUCUGCCUGUUGCUUUUCCUUAGAAGUGAUUUCUCAGCAGCUGUUUGAUUCGCACAGUCUGCUCUGAACAGUAGAUGUAGAGAUUUGUCUGCUACUGGAACUCUGUGUGGUAUUUAUCUUGGCUCUAACCUGAGGUGCUGUUAACUUGCAAUUUCUGAGGCUGGUGACUUGAAUGAAUGUAUACUCAGCAGCAUAGAGGACUCUUGGUCUUCCUUUCACGGGCCGUUUCUCAUGUGAGCCAAUUUCGUCGUAGCACUUGAUUGAUUUUACAAUUACACUUGGGGAUACAUUCAAAGUUUUCUUGACUGACUGACCUUCAGUUGUUAAAGCAAUGAUGAACUGUUGUUUGUCUUUACUUAGCUGAUUGUUUCCUGCCAUAAUUUGAAUUCUAACAGUUGUCCAAUAGAGCUGUCAGCUUUGUACCAAUCUGACUCCUGCGCAACACAACUGAUGGUCCCAAUCUCAUCAAGAAGGCAAGAAUUUCCCCAAAUGAAGCCUGACAAGGCACAGCUGUGAAGUCAGACCAUUUCAGGUGACUUCAUCAUGAAGCUCAUUAAGAGAAUGCCAACGGUUUGCAGCGCUAUCAACAAAGAAAAGGGUGGCUGCUUUCAGGAAUCUAAAAUAAAGGCAUAUUUAGAGUUGUAUUUUUUUCUUUGCAACAUAAUUCCAUAUAUCAUGCUUUAUAUACUUGAUAGGAAUAUGUGUGACUGCACUAGAGGAAAAAAGGACCAUGAACAUUAUGACAAAUUGCAAUUUCUCAUGUUGUGUCCUUUUUGAGUUCUCGUGCUUGCUUCCUGUUAGAGUACAAUUUAAUGCAAAACACUGUAAAAAGAACUGUUUUGCCAUUAUCCAAUAAAACAUUUAGUUCUUUUAAUAAAAAUGUGUUUAGCAUGGUUGCUUUUUGCAUCAUCUGUAUCCUUUAGCUUCUGCGAUUUAACUGUUACAGUCUCUAAAUGGUUCACAAUAAAUUGGGUUCAGAAACGGAAGUUGUGAGUUAAAGAUUUUGUAAACAAUAAAACCCGGAAGCCAGUAAAGCACCGGUGCAAAUGUCAGAUGUCAUGACUUAUAUUUCUCAAUAGGUAAUUCAGGCACUUAGUCUUACAUAACACACAUAAAGGUAUAAAAAACAGAUUAUCAAAAAGGAAAAAUGGUCCAAAUCAAAGUUCAAACUUGAUACCAACAUUUUAAAAAUAUUUUCCAACAAGUAAACAUGCAAAUGUGUCAAUCAAACAGGGACUCUGUGAUCCAUGUCUUUUUUGUUAGCGGUUUGUUGUCUUUAAGAUCAAACCAAAACAACUGUGCUUGUUUUGUCGACAUACUGCCACAGACUAAGAGGCAGUACUUAUUGUGACAAAUGAACCAAAGUAAACAGGAAAAAUUGAUCUACUGUACUCAGAAGUAAACAUCAGAUGAUUAAAUAAUAUAAUGUAUUUUUAUGUAAAUUAGUAAGGUCAGGUGCGAUCUUUCUGUGCUUCCCAACUACUUAAAAAAUCUUUGUUCAUUUGUCAGUGAAUUGACAAAGAAAAUAAGAAAAAUAACAACCAACAAAUUGUAAAAAUCAUGAACAUUGUCAUGUCAAGAUCAAGUCUUUCACUGAUCCGCACAAUCAUUUGUCUUAAUAAACAAUCAUUGUCACUGUGUCAGUUUACUCCAUACCUCGCCAUCAUCUUUAAUGUUUUGGAAAAAGGUGUUGUGUGUUUGCUGUAUUUCCGUUCUGCAUAAACACAAAGAGAACUGGGCCUAACAAAGCAUAGGGAUGAGUGUGUGAGGACAUGAAGGACAGAAACCCUUUUUGUGUAGAUUCACUUACCAAAGUGAUGUGUGUAUACACAGUGGUUGACAUUAAACAUGACCAGGUAACAGGUCUGUGUGAUAACAAAUUGUAAAUCUCUGUACCUUUACCUAUCAAUAUUUUGUAAUAAAUUGACAUAUGAAUGAAAUUUGACAAUUGGUUUUUAAUAAAUUUGUCACCACUUUUGGCUGACUAGUGUAAAUACUGCGGUUUGUAGGAAUCAUGUCUUAAUUUAUUUGCUGAUCUUAACAUUUGUCAAUGUUUUGUGUAUAAUAGUUUUAUUUUAUUCGAUAAUAGUUUGUGGAUGGUCACAUGAUUGGGGUUGUAUUGAAUGCUAAUAGGCACC
Haplochromis burtoni (Burton's mouthbrooder) is the source of this 4617-nucleotide messenger RNA. RefSeq names its product sarcoplasmic reticulum histidine-rich calcium-binding protein-like. Lineage: Eukaryota; Metazoa; Chordata; Actinopteri; Cichliformes; Cichlidae. The record is from RefSeq and is a predicted model, not a curated record. The transcript is spliced from 6 exons. The coding region runs from base 383 to 1468 and encodes 361 amino acids. Gene Ontology annotation, molecular function: calcium ion binding.